CUAUUUUCCUCUCAUCUACAUAGCUCUCUCCUUCAUCACUUUUCUCUCUCCUCACAUUUAUUCAUAUUCUCCAUCUCCUCCCCGUCAAAUCUAUCUACCUUUUUCCUUCUCUCUCUCUCUCUCUCUCUCUCCUUUCCUAUCCUAUCUGCCGGCGGCGAUGGACUCUCCUUGGACGGAGAAUCACGGCGGAGGUGGCGGAGGUUGCCGGGAAAGAGCGAUCGAGGAGCUGAUCAAGGGUAAGGAUUCCUUGAUCCGGCUCAAGAAUUUUCUCCAGCACCGUUUGGGAAGUGAUGGGUCCGACUCCGAAUCCACCAAGGAAUUGGUCGCCGGAAUCUCGAGAUCCUUUACUAGUGUUAUUUCCAUGCUGAAUCCCGACGCCAAAGAGAGCCAAAUUUCCGAUACUACCCUUGACCGGAAAUCCAUGAUCUCCGACGUCACCAGUAAACCACCGCCUACAGUUAAGGAUCGACGAGGUUGUUAUAAGAGACGGAAGAGUGAAGAAUCAUGGCAGAAGGUAUCUUCAACAAUGGAAGAUGGGUAUGCAUGGAGGAAAUAUGGGCAAAAGGAAAUCCUUAAUUCCAAUUUCCCAAGGUGCUACUUUAGGUGCACUCAUAAGUAUGAUCAAGGGUGCAAAGCUCUCAAACAGAUCCAAAUGAUGCACGACGAACCAGUCCGGUACAAGAUCAUCUACAUCGGCCGUCACUCGUGCACAACCACCACCACGAGCCCUUCCUUUGAUCAGGGUUUGUUCGCAUGCGAUGUUGGUCCUGGCGAGUCUAACUGUCAAUUUGUUAGUUUCGAGACCUAUAACGCCACUCCAACUAGUAAGCUGCAGCAAGCUCAUGCCAAUUAUAAUUUACCCGUGAAGGAAGAGGUUAAAGAAGAGACUAUGAUCAGUGACCUGUGCCAGGACCCGGUUGAUUCAGUUGCGUGGAAUGAUUUUGCUCAGAUUGAGUCUUCGUCGUCGGCGUUGUUUAGGAAUUACAAAACGGAUGGCUUGGGAUAUUUUGAUCAGAAUCAAAACGUCUUCAAUGGCUUCACCAACUGUUCUUUUUCUGAUUUUAAUGAUAAUUUUGAGUUUGAAGAGAUAACAAAUUAUUCACUCUAGGUUAUAUUUAUAUAAUGCCUUCUUACCCUUGUAAAUUUUCAUUUUCCUCUAGCUAGGUAAUGUAACGGUACUCCGUACUCUGUAUCAAAUUGAUUUUUUGUGGCGAGUCUAGUAUAUUUAUAUUUACCGUCAUCAAUAUAUUUGUGUCACUUGUUGUUGCAUGCUAUGUAAAAUGGAAAGUCUUUACUGAUCGACAUUCUUAAUUUGAAUUCUCCAUUUAGAACUUAA
This is a messenger RNA of Impatiens glandulifera, 1336 nucleotides long. RefSeq names its product WRKY DNA-binding transcription factor 70-like. The transcript has 3 exons. Gene Ontology annotation, molecular function: sequence-specific DNA binding; DNA-binding transcription factor activity. The coding region runs from base 158 to 1108 and encodes 316 amino acids. Gene Ontology annotation, biological process: regulation of DNA-templated transcription. NCBI's taxonomy places the organism in Eukaryota, Viridiplantae, Streptophyta, Magnoliopsida, Ericales, Balsaminaceae. The record is from RefSeq and is a predicted model, not a curated record.